GCGUAUAUGAUAUUUUUUGAGCUUAUUUAAAAACAAAUACUCCAUAAUACAUGUAUGUAUAUAUCUGCUCUGACUAUUUUCUUUUGCAUGAUUAUUUAAAAAAUUCCUUCACAUAAAUGGGGGUUUUCAAGUAUACCUCAACCAUCAACCAAAGAAAGAGUGCCUCCACCACAAUUUCAAAAUCCAAAGUGUAAUAGACUAGUAUCACUCCAUAUAGCAAAUUGUUGCCUUUCCGGUGCUUGACAAUAAAGAAACAGAUGAGCCAAGCUCCAAAAUACAAAAGUGCCAAGCUUGAGACAUGCCUGGAUCCAAAAAUAAAAUCUACAAAACUAUCAUACUAUAAGAGAAAAAAAGUCCCCAAAUCCAUUAAACCAAAUCCAAACACCAAAAAAACUAUCCAAAUACAAAUCCUUCCCCUGAGCCAGUUAUCUUCAAACCGUGGUAAAACCGGCUCCCCUUGUUUGACCAACCACGGCAUCAGGGGAAGGAGCCCGAUAUGUUUCUAUGUGGUUUCCCGGCACAUAUCCGGAAAAAGAAACAAAGCUUCUAAGUUGUAGUCCCAUUUUCAUCCCUAGAGAAUCUGACGGCAUAGUCCCAAACAAAGCUAGACACACACCGUCACAGGGAAAGAAAAUUCGGAUCUAUUGAAGCUUUGGAUUCCGAUUUAUCCAGUCUCUUUUGGUUCUCGAAGAACAGGAGCGUAGGUUCGUCCAUAUUUUGCACUUUUGGAUCUCCCUGAUACUCCCCUUCCUCACCCGCUUCAUCUUGGGCUGAAAUCCAUUAUUUCACUUCCCGUAGAGAUGUCCCGUCGGCUUGGAUUGCAACUUCCACAUUUGUAGUUUCACGGAAGGCUCUGCUCACCACGGGGAAGAAGAUGAGGUAUGACUGAUUCCAAUAUGUAAUGGGGGGCUGACUAUAUACUUGGUAUUGUUGUUACUUUUCGACCAUGGAAUCCUAAAAGAUGAAUAGGCAAUUAAUUGGACCAUGACUCUCCUCUGGCAUUAAUCAAGAAGAUAUCACGUCAAUAUAUUGUUGACUUAGCACAUAUACUGGUACAGUGGGAAUAGACAUUUGCCUGACAUGGAAAAUGCUAUGUGUACAUGGUUUGUACACAAUUUGUACAUGAUAUAAAUAUCCCUUAAUUUUUACCAUUCCACUUUUCCUUUUUUUACUCUUUUCUCUCUUCCUUAUCUCUUUCUCCCCUCUCUUCUCUACGACCUAAGCUCCUCUCCCAAUCCCAGUUUAUCCUUUCUUCUUCAUUCAUUUUCAUUUCAAUUCUUCUCCACAUUUAAUUGUCAAAAGCCAUUUAAAUUGUCUCUAUGGACUAUGGUUGUUCACGAUUCAAUAGGGAGCACCGCAGACCUGGAAGCCAUCGCCGUCUGAAGUUGCAGCCGACCGGAUGCUUCCACGACCUCGAAAUUACAUGGCCUACCACCUGCGAGCAAGUCCGACAUGGAGGAUCGAUUUCCGACUUGGUGAAUUGCUGCUGACCCACUGCCACCAUGGAAAUGUACUCCCUGAAGAUGAGACCCGUGACAAGAAGUUUGCUGAUUGGAGUUGCUCGUAACAUCGAUGAGAGUUAUUGUUCCAACUGCCAAGUUAAUAUAUAGUAGAUGCUAAAUUAGCUUGAACUUUGUACCGUUGAGAUAUAUUGACUAGUUGUGUAUUAAUUUAGAAAGUUGUUGAUGUAAUUAUAUGUGUAGAAUCAAUAUUGAAUCAAGAGUUUUUUAAUCAUCUUAUACUUUUGUAAAUGUUGUCCAACAUUCUAUUAUGUUUAAAUGUAAUAUAAGUUUUUACUUC
Molecule: messenger RNA, 1800 nt
Organism: Cuscuta epithymum
Lineage: Eukaryota; Viridiplantae; Streptophyta; Magnoliopsida; Solanales; Convolvulaceae
Source: the annotation of a GenBank genome assembly